Dibothriocephalus latus is the source of this 1533-nucleotide messenger RNA. The record is from the annotation of a GenBank genome assembly. NCBI's taxonomy places the organism in Eukaryota, Metazoa, Platyhelminthes, Cestoda, Diphyllobothriidea, Diphyllobothriidae.
ACCUAUUUUUGGCAGACACUUUCGGGAUUCGGUAGAUGGGACUCAAGAGGUGGUGGUGGCUACAACCGACUUAUCCGAAACGGAGGUGCUCCGGUGAUCGGUAGCCGCGGCCCUUCAGCCUUCAGUGGCUUACAGUCUCUUUUCUCGGGUCGCAAUCGUCACCUCGUCGACCACGAGGGCCUAACCUGCAUCUUAACCCUUUUGGUUCUUCGAAAUCUGGCAUCACAACCGGGCAUUCGGAAUUGGGUUAUCUGCACAAUUUUGUCCCUAAUGAAACGCCUUUCUGAGAAUCCCUUGCUCCCAGACCUCACUACCGGUGGUUCCCGCUUCUCUUCUUUGACGCAGUCAUCUCUGCGUGGACCAAUGGCAAACUCUCUUUUCGCCGCUGGUUUCGAAGCAGCGCUGGGUUGCUGGGUGCGCAUUUUCCAUCCUCUCCCAGCUCCGCUGUCAGCAGCAGACGAGUCUGUGCCUGGGUCCUCAACCUCCAAGCCGGUGUCGACCGAUGUUGUCUAUAUUGUCCACCCUCAGGCUGUUAAUCUAGUUUGUUCUACACUCCUCGAUGCCAUCGCCGACCUCGCGCGAAACUGUCCUCCUCAGUUCUUUCCCCUGGCACCGUCUGCCUCGCAAUGCCAAGAAUCUACUUCCGAGACCACCCAGACUCCGGACGGUUCGCAAGAUGUGCCCGAACCGCAGACAGAUUUCUGGGUAAUCCUGACCCGACUCAACAGUGCGCCUCCAUCGCUCUGCAAUAUCGAACAGUCGCAGAAGCCUGCAACCUCCGUCAGCCCUUCAGCUUCCUCCUCUCUCAAUCGUCAUAGUCAGCGGAAGCCCCGAACACCGGCUGUCAGUGGAUCUGGUCGCAGAGCCCAUCCCCCCGUCACGCGAUCCAGAAAUCAUCUGCAAUCCACUGACUCUCCCGCGAACACAACCCUUUUGGAGAAUAGUGCAAACGCCAAACACAAAAGGAACUCUUCAACGUCUGUGGACGCCGAUACGGAUGUAUGCUGUUUUGAUUAUUUUUCGCAACUCGCCAGCCUCCUGCGGCACCCGGUGAUCAGCUGUCGGCCCCCACUGCAAGAGAAAUUGUUGAGUAUCCUCGUGGGUGUUGUUCGAGAGUUCUGCAAGAGAAUUCGUGCCCUUCAUCAGCCGUCCGCCACUACAGCACCCCUCAUUACCCGCGGAAAUAUGGAGCCUGCCAACACGACAGCCGGAGCAGCCAUUUCCGAAGCGUCUUCCAGUCAGCAUGUUGGUGAUUCAGUGGCCUCGUCGUCUGCCGUCGGUAGUGAUGCUCCAGAGAGUGUUCCCAAGAAGCCAGUCCCCGAUCUUAUGCUAUGCCCACAGCCUGCUGUGAUUGAAUGCCUCUGUGAACUGGUUGUUGCCGCAAAGACUACGGAACAAGCUCGCAGUCUCUCCGUUCGGCUAGUCUUACUCAUAGCUCAAGCCAAUGCAAAGACGAACGCCCAAAUGCUCGACUAUCUGUGCACAGCUGCCUCCGAUUUAUCAACCGUUAUUUCUCGCCAACUGAAGGUAUGA